AUGCAUCGCGCACUGCGCGCGCCGGCCCGGAGCAUCGCUGGGCGCGUGCUGCCGCGGUGCCGACAUUCGCUCGUAGAAUCCCUGCGACCGGCUUCAGCCGGCCUGGCCAGGGCAUCUCGUUGGUCGAGGGCCUUCUCGACGGAAACUCACGAGUUCAAGGCUGAGACAAAGAAGCUUCUCGACAUUGUAGCCAAAUCCUUGUACACGGACAAGGAGGUUUUCAUAAGAGAGCUGAUCUCCAACGCAUCGGAUGCGUGUGAAAAGCUCCGAUUUUUGCAGGGAACACAACAGAUCAAGGAUGUCAAUGACGCAGACGUCCCGCUUCAGGUUACCCUCAGUGUGAGCGAGAGCGACAGGAAAUUCAUCAUCGAAGAUUCAGGCAUCGGCAUGACACACGAUGAGCUAACAUCCCAAGAAGUUGCUCUGCUGCUCCAGCCUCUCCUCGAAGACUGGAAGAGCGAACCGAAGCUCGCCACAAGCACGUUGAAGAACUUAGGCGCCGAUGCUGCUUGUUUUGAGAAGAUCUUUGGGGCAAUGAGUGCUUUCAGAUUGGAGAUGAUGGCGCAAUACUUCAACGUUGCCAUCGGCAGCUUCGGAAGAGCGCGCGGUCGCUGGGACCAGGCCCUGGUGAUCCUGCGGACAAUGAGCCUCUCGGAGGUUUUGCCCAGUGCAGUGAGCUACACGAAUGCCAUCAAUGCUUGCCGGAAAGCCGUUGGAAAGUGGACUCUAAGUUUACAUCUGCUUUGGCAGGCGCUAGAGUCCAGACUCUCUCCGGAUGUAGUGUUGUUCGGUGCUGCUAUGAACGCUUGUGCCGGACAUGGCAUGUGGGAAGCAGCUCUUUGCAUCUUGUCGGACAUGCGUCGUCACCAUGUUGAACCUGGUGUCGUAGGAUACAACAUCAUGUUGAGCGCCUUAGACAAAGGUGGAAAGUGGAGAAAGGCACUGGAGCUGUACUUCAACCUAUCUUCUCAUGGCAUACUUGCCAAUGCUGUAUCGACCAAUACAGCCAUUGCAGCCGCAGCUCGGAACUCGCAGUGGCAAUCGAUUCUGGACGUAUUGGCUCGCAUGCCGGGUUUGGGUCCCGCUUCUGCUGAUGCAGACACCUUCGCGAGCUCCCUACAGGGUUUGGCAAAGGCCUGGCGCUGGGAAGAGGCGACGUCCUUGCUCACUGCUCGCAUGUCGUCGAAAGUGAAAGUAAGUCUCAGUGUCCUUGAGAUCAGUGCUGCCAUGACAGCCUGCUCCAAGAGCAGCAAGUGGGAGUGGGCUUUAAGCCUACUGGGUGAUGCCCAAACGAUAAACGCAGAGGAUGGUCCACUGUACACUACAGCCAUUACUGCAUGUGGACGCUCCACGAAGUGGAAGGUCUCCCUUUUACUGCUUGCAGAUGUUUUUGCACAACGACUUCCUGCUGACAUUUUCACAUACACGGCAGCUCUUGCAGCAUGUGAAGGAGGUUCUUGGCAGCAGUCCAUAUGCAUGCUUUCCAACCUGAGGCAAAGUCGCUUACAUGGGACUGUCUUGACCUACACGUCUGUCACGAGGGCUUGCGCCAGUGCGGAGCAGUGGCAGAGUGCACUAUCAUUGUUAACAGAGCUUCGGGAUGAGGCGGUUGAGCCUGAUGUUGUGCUUUGCACCUCCCUGGCGUGUGCAUGCACAGCCGGUGGUCAUUGGCGCAAAGCGUUACAUCUUUUCCUGGAGAUGCAGCUCCAGCGAAUUAAAGCUGAUGGGCCUGCCGUAAAUGCAGCUAUUGCUGCCUGUGACAAGGGUGGGGACUGGCGGAGAGCGCUGCAGUUCUUUGCUGACUUCUCUUGUGAACGCAACCAGAGCACGUGCACUGCUGCAAUCAGUGCUUGUAGCGAUUCUCAGCAGUGGCAGCAGGCGCUGCAUUUGCUGAAGCUGUGGCAGGAUGAUGACCGGGGUGGAGGUCCUCCGCUGGCAUCUGCAUGCUUGCCGUGCACGGCAGCCGUGUCUGUGUGUGGACGAGCCAAGCAGUGGGAACAUGCACUUGCACUUCUGGACAGCAUGUCCCAGGCUUCUGUCGCAGACACCGCCAUGUUCAAUGCAGCCAUAAGCGCGACCGGACACGUGCAGUGGCAGCUUGCCCUGGAAGUGUUUGCCAGACUUACACGGCCGUGGUCAGAUGUACCUCCAGAUGCCACAUCCUACUCAGCAACUAUGCAUGCUUGCACUGAGGCUUCUCAAUGGAGCACAAGUAUUCUGUUGUUGGAAGCGUGUUUGAAAACGACCGUUGAAACAAGUGUGCCUCUGUUAAAUACGGCCAUCAGUGCAUGGGGGCGAUGUGCUGCAUGGCAGGCUGCUUUGUCUCUCAUGGCACAGCUGCAAGGGCAGCACCUCGAGUGUAAUGAGAUCACGCAGAGUGCGCUUAUACACGCAUGUGGAUGCAGUCUGAGGUGGAACGCAGGUCUCCAGAUCUUGGAAGCGACGCGAGCCUGUGACUUAAGAGCGAACAGUGUGACGUUUGGUGCCAUCGCCUACUCUGGCUACCGGAGCCAGAUGUGGCACCUUGCUGUCAGCGUCCUUGGAUCUAUGUGCAAUGCAGAGAUGCAGCCGUCCCUUACAACAUACGACUAUGCCCUGCUCGCCGCAGAGGGUGCUGGGCAGAGGGAGCAAGCUUUGCAGGUGCUGUUUACAUCAGAAGAGCAGCGGAACCCGCAAAGCUUCUUAUGGGCAGUGGCCACUCUUCGCACCUCAGAUCCAGUGGUGAUCCAUGCGGCUUGCAAGGAGGUGCUGACAGAGCUCUGCAAGCUGGACGAGGUGGCAGAUAUCGACAGCAAGACGCUUUCAAGGACUUGGUUGUCUGUUGGAUUACUGGGUGCGCGCGGCCCUGCGUUUGAGAGAGUAAUGCUCCAGCAAGCUGUGGUGCAACUUCGCUCUUUCUCCUCAGAGGAGCUGAGCAUGAUCUCUGCAGGUGCUUCUAUGACGGGAGCUUUUGGUUUCCUCGACCUUCUGCAGGAGGAACUCACAACUCGUGCAAGCUUUACUGGAGAAGCAUUGAAUGACAUGUCUUUCAGUGGCGCCAUGGAAGUCCUGGGCAUCCUCUUCUAUUGCAGAAGUGUCGGGUGCCUACGUGCCACGUCUUACUCGGUCAUUCAGAGGAUGAUGAGGAGCCUUGGACGGCUGCUGGAUGCUUCCAACUUGCACCGUUCUCCUGGUACCGGGACAUGGAAUCCGGAGCAUGCUGAGGCAUCGAGCGAGCAACCUCGAGUGGCUCUCAGCCUCGCAGACCGCUCUGUGGUGCACAAGCCGGCUGGCUGGGAGGUGUAUGGGGCGCACGUGAAGCUGCAGCUGCUGGCCUUCGUGCAGGGCAUGUUUGGUCGUGCACCCAUCUUCCAGGAUCCGGGACACAACUCUGGCUUUCUGCAUCGCCUGGAUGUGCCGAGCUCCGGGUUGAUCUUGGUGGCAAAGACCUACGAGGCCUUCUAUGACCUUCAAACCCAGCUGCACGCUGGCGAGGUGGGUCGGGACUACACGGUCCUGUGCCACGGCUGGCUUCCGAGUUCUGUCAGGGAGAUAAGCGCCAGCACCUGGUGUGAGGAUGAUCGCCCGACUCUGUGUGGUGGUCGGGGAAAGCCGAGUGCCACACAAGUUUGCGGUCACAGCCACUAUUUGCAUGAGGUUGGAGCCUUGAGCAAGGUCCUCCUGGGCAUUGCAACGGGUCGCAAACAUCAGAUACGUAGUCACAUGGCUCACAUUGGCCACCCGACUGUUCGUGAUCGGACCUACGCGGGCAAGACAACGUUCAACUUUGAUGUCCUGCUAUGCUCGCGGAAUUGGCUGCAUCGCCACCGGCUUCGAUUUCGCGACCUGCAGGGCCGAAAGUCGGACAUUUGGAGCCAUGUGCCAAAAGACCUGGAGGCAUCCUUAGAACGCGCAACGGUGAUCAGAUGCCUACUUACUGGCCACGGGUCACCCAGGCAGUGGGGAGUGUGCCUGGAAGUCCUGCGUCAGUUCAGUCUGACCGGAUGCGUGGAUUCGUGGUCUUUGGUGAUCACCUACGGUGCUUCAAUCAGUGGCUGUGCUGGUUCAUGGCGCUGGCGGACUAGCCUGUCUUUGGCCAGGACCUUGCAGCAUGCAGCUUUGCAGCUAAACACAGUCAUUUGCAAUGCCUGCAUUAGCACUGCUCAGAAGCGGGGACAGUGGCAGCAGAGUUUGGCGAUGCUUGACCAGAUCGCAGAAGCAACCCUUGAGGCAGAUGUAUUCAGCUGCGGUGGUGCCAUUGGUGCAUGUGAGAAGAGCGGCCGGUGGUACAGUGCUCUGUUGCUGCUCGAGGACUUGGAGUUGAAGGCGCUCCAAGCAAACAUUGUCACCUUCAGCGCAGCUCUGAGUGCGUGCGCUCGCGAUGGAAAGUGGCAGCAAGGUCUGAUCACAGAGAUGCAGCAGCGUCAAAUACAGCCAAGCACCAUCACCUACAACGCUUUAAUCACCUCGUGCCAUGCAGGUCAAGCGUGGCAACGUUCCUUAGCCUCCUCCGAGGAACUCCGAAGAAACCAGCUGUAUCAAAGCGUAGUAACGAUUGGUGCUGUCGGCACUGCAGCUCGGGGUAGUAUGCAGUGGCAGCAGUCCUUGAGAAUUCACAGUCAAUUUGGAGCACAUGCGUUGGAUAAUAGGGUCUUGCAUACAUCUGCAGUGCUUGCCUGUGCUGGCAAAGACCAGUGGCAAUUGGCUUGCCAGUUGCUGUCAAUGCUGCAUGCAAGCUUCGUGCGGCUUGGGACGGACGUUUGCAAUGCGUGCAUCACAACAUUGGGCAGACCGUCGCUGUGGCAACACGGUGCAAUUGUCUUUUCACUGCUGCAGCAUGGGACACUUCCAGCUGACUUAGUUCGCUGCAAUGUGAUGCUGGACGGCUUCGAGAAGUCUGGAAUGUGGCAACGUGCCCUCUGCAUCUUAGGGAUCGUGGCAAUGGCACGCCUUCUGCCCGACAUGGUCACCUGCACCUCCAGCAUCAGCGCCUGUGGAAGGGCAGGUUGCUGGCUGCACUCUGCGCUCAUCUUGCAGCAGUUGGGUGAUUUGGGUCUUCAAAGCAACAUCAUCUUGUACAAUGCCGUGACAGCUGCUUGGGAGAGGAGCCACCAGUGGGAGCUUUCAAUGAGAGCCAUCGGCCUCAUGCAUCACAAGCGACUCGGACAUUCCGUGAAUGCUUUUGACUCAGCAAUGCUUGCCUGCCAGCACAGCGGACGCAUCGACCUUGCUUGGCAGCUGUGCCGCGACUCCGAAGCGUUUCGAUCUCCCAUCUCUUUCCUUUGGUCCCUGGCGUCACUGGGUGUUUCUGAUCCGACGGUAAUCAACGCUGCGUGUGAGUCGGCUGCUCUGUGUGAAGUGGAGGAAGUGCCAUAUCUUAUGUGGUCUUGCGCGGUUCUGGGUGUGGAACCAAGUCCGCAUCUUCGCCGGUUCUUAAGGCGCUCACUUGCCUCUCCAAAGUUCCUCGCGUUGGAAAUGCAAGCCGUGAGCAUGGCCGUGUAUGGUGCUAGUGUGCUGCGCGGCAGCGCUUUGGAGUUUCUCAGCCGAGUACAGGAGGCACUGCGAGCGCGCUUGCACUCAGAGGCAGGCAUUGAGCUUGAGCGACUCGCGUUCCAUCGCACGGAAGGCCAGGAGCUGCUGGGCAUCUUGUUUUCCUGCAGUCUUGCCGGUGCCUUGCGAGCAGGGUUCCGAGAGGCUGUGGCUUGCAAGCUACAGGAUGUGGCUGUGGCUUUCGAUCGAUGUCGAUUUCAAUCUCGUGUCUGCAACGACCCAGAAAACCAGACUACUGCUAGCUGGCAAAGAGCGAGCCGAAACCGACAGAAUCCUGAAAUCUCGGCCGAGACACGGGACCGCUCUGUGGUGCACAAGCCGGCUGGCUGGGAGGUGUAUGGAGCGCACGUGAAGCUGCAGCUGCUGGCCUUCGUGCAGGGCAUGUUUGGUCGCGCACCCAUCUUCCAGGAUCCGGGACACAACCAUGGCUUUCUGCAUCGCCUGGAUGUGCCGAGCUCCGGCUUGAUCUUGGUGGCAAAGACCUACGAGGCCUUCUAUGACCUUCAAACCCAGCUGCACGCUGGCGAGAUGGGUCGGGACUACACGGUCCUGUGCCACGGCUGGCUUCCGAGUUCUGUCAAGGAGAUAAGUGCCAGCACAAUCUGCUUGACGGAUGCUCCGACGGUGGCCGGAGGUCGUGGGCGGAAGAGCGUCACGCAUCUUCGGAUCUGUGAACACUACGCAGUGGGCACGAGCACUCUCAGCCGAGCACAUGUCAGCAUUACGACGGGAAGGAAACACCAGAUUCGUUGCCAUAUGGCGCACGUGGGUCACCCCAUUGUUCGAGACAAAGUCUACACAAGUUUUCGCACCUUCCAGGAGGAUGCCGCAUUUUGCACGCGCAAUUGGCUGCACCGAUUCCGGCUCUCAUUCACGGACGCAGAGGGUGUCGAGCAUCUGGGCACCAUCGCAAAGAGCGGUUCCCUAGAUUUCCUUCAGCGUGGAGAAUCUGACGCGAGCAAGAUCAUUGGGCAGUUUGGAGUGGGCUUUUACUCCACGUUCGUGGUGGCAGACAAGGUGGAGGUUUACACUAAGACGGCUGACAAGGAGAAGGGUGCACAGGGCUACCUGUGGACUUCAGACGGUUCUGGCAGUUUCACUGUCACCGAAGUGGAGGAUGUGCCUCGCGGCACCCGCAUAGAGCUAACCCUCAAAGAUGAUGCCACCGAGUUUGCCAAGUUGGCAACGGUGAAGAAGUCUGCCCAGAAGUUCUCUUCUUUCAUUGACUUUCCAAUCAACAUCCGCGAGGAUGGAGAUCCAAAGCCGAUCAACAAGCAGGAGGCUCUGUGGAUGAAGAGCUCAGCGACAGAGGAGCAGCACCUGGAGUUCUUUCGUUUCCUCAGUGGCAACUCCUACGGAAAGCCAUACUACACUUUGAUGUAUCAGACGGACGCUCCACUGUCCAUCAAAAGCUGUUUCUAUGUCCCGGAUCCUGACAAUGCCCCGAGCAGGGUGUUCACCAAGGAUCCCGAAAUAGGUAUUUCGCUGCAUUCGCGGCGAGUCAUGGUCAAGAAGCAUGCAGAUGGCGUCAUCCCGAAGUGGCUUCACUGGAUGAAGGGAAUUGUGGAUUGCGAGGACAUGCCCAUGAACAUCAGCCGAGAGAACAUGCAAGACACCCGCCUGAUGGAAAAGCUCAGCAUGGCGGUUGUGAGGCGGGUUCUCAGAUUCCUGCAGCAGGAGGCCAAGAAAGACUCGGAGAAGUACAACAAGUUCUUCAAGGGCUACUCUUACUUCCUGAAGGCCGGCAUCAUCGAGGACAAAGAAGGAAACUUCAGCCGCCACAAGGACGACCUCCUGAAGCUCUUGCGCUUCGAGUGCUCCAACAAGCCCAAGGGUGAGUUGGUUUCCUUGGAGGAGUACAUGAACAUGGCGAAGGAGGGACAGCAGAACAUUUACUACUUCUGCUGCCCUGACCGGCAAACCGCACUGUCGUCUCCGUACAUGGAACAGUUCGUGCAGAGGCAGCGGAAUGUUCUUCUCCUGUACGAGGACAUCGACGAGUUCGUGGUCAACGCGAUUGAGGGCUUCAAGGACAGCAAGUUCGUGUCCGUGGACUCGGCUGACAAGAACUUCGAGCUGGACUUGGAUAAGCCUGAGGAGGAUGAGAAGGAGGACAGGAGAGAGCUCACUGAGCAAGAAAAGGAAGCGAUGCAGAAGUUCAUCAGAGAUGUGCUGAAAGAGAAGGUGCAGGAAGUUAAGUUCUCGGACCGCCUUGUGAACUCCCCAGCGCUGGUGACCAGCAUCAUCACACCGCACAUGCGCAAGAUGAUGAAGAGCCUGAUGGCUGGCAAGGAGAACGAUGGUCUGGGCAACAUCCCAAUGACACUGGAGCUCAGCCCGAAGCAUCAUAUCGUCACGACGCUGGCGACGAUCCUGGCUUCCAAUGAGCCAGUCGCGCGCAUUGCGGUGGAGCAACUCUACGACAAUGCUUGCAUUGCCGCCGGCACGCUCGACGACCCGCGCGUGCUGAUGUCCAGAUUGAACAAGGUGCUUGAGAUGUUCAUCUACCAGGGUGCCGGUUUUGAUUAUGCCACGGGUCAGUACCAUCUGCCCGCACCACCCACACCACCCGGUUUGCCGAAGGCAGACGAGGCCCAGCCCGCUGCCGAGGAGACUCCACGAGAAAGUGCUAAGGACAGCACUGUUAGCGGUUCUGGCACCUCCUCCAAGUUCGAGGAGAUCAAGCCAGGAAGCUCGCCGUAG
Symbiodinium sp. CCMP2592 is the source of this 8232-nucleotide messenger RNA. The record is from the annotation of a GenBank genome assembly. NCBI's taxonomy places the organism in Eukaryota, Dinophyceae, Suessiales, Symbiodiniaceae.